AGUUUUCCAUCUGAGCUCGGAUCAUGAACAGUCCUCUUGCGAUCACUGCCCUAGUUUGGGGCAUUCUCUGCCUUACGUGUCCACCUUUAUCUGAAGCCGGAAUGGAAGAUUGGACACCAGGCCAGCGCCUGGUCUACGAGAACCUGACACAACAGGAUUGCGGUGUCCGAUCGAAUCAGAUUCCCGCCGUAAGGAUUCGUUUUAUGAUCACCGGCGGCAGAAAAUCGUCGCUAAUGUCUCAGCCUUGGAUGGCGUUUCUUCAUAUCGCAAGUGACUUAGAGAUGUGCCGCUGUGGAGGCUCUCUUAUCUCAGAACUCUUUGUUUUGACUGCCGCGCACUGCUUCAAAAUGUGUCCCCGAUCUAAGGAGAUUAGAGUGUGGCUGGGAGAGCUCGACCUUAGUUCCACAAGUGACUGCACCACCUACAAUUAUGAACGGGUUUGCGCUCCGCCCGUGGAGGAGUUUACCAUCGACAAGUGGAUUCUUCACGAGGAGUUUAACCUCUUUUAUCCCGGGUAUGAUAUUGCCCUGAUAAAACUAAACAAGAAAGUGGUCUUUAAAGAUCACAUACGACCCAUAUGCCUGCCCCUGACCGACGAACUCUUGGCGUUUACCUUGCAGCUGGGACAACGCUUCAUGGCGGUGGGCUGGGGAAAAACGGAGAGUCUACGCUAUGCCAACAGUACAAUGGAGGUGGAUAUAAGAACUGAGAAGUGCACCGACGGCAGGGAUACUUCGUUCCUCUGCGCCAGUGGAGAUUAUGUGGACACAUGCAAUGGGGACUCCGGUGGACCGCUCUUAUGGAAGACCACGUUGUUUGGCAAGGAUCGAGCCGUACAAUUUGGUGUGGUCAGCACUGGAAGCCAAAACUGCGGUGCUGGUCACAAGGCCUACUACAUGGAUGUACCCACCUAUAUGCCCUGGAUACUUGAAAAGAUGGCAGAAUUCUCGGAUGUUUAAGUAAACUCUGUUAACUAAAGAUGCGAAUACGCAUGCGCGUUUCACUGGUGUUGAUAAUUUUCGAUUCUUUUUGGUCACCCGAAGGCCUUAACUUCUAUAAGCUUAGUUAUAAAGAUGUCAGAUCUAGUAGCUCACGUUUUUGUGUUGUUCAGAUCGGUAGUCGCAUCAAGAAAUAUGUAUAGCGAAAUACGAAAUCGGAAAAGUCACAUUAGGCACAGUUGUAUUGCAAGAAUUUUAAAACCAAUUACACAAUAUGAGUAAUUAGAUUGGUGUCCUGUAUCUGGGACACUCGGACUCGGUGGUGGAGUAAACUUUUAAAAGGGACUGCAGUAAUGGGUACUUUCGUCUCUGAAAUCUUAAUUGCUUAAUCUCAACUUUCUAGCAUUUAUUGUUCCAAAGAUUACCAUGUACAUCGGACAGACGGACGGACAACGAACGGUCAUGACCAGAGCGUCUCGGCUAUUGAUCCGCAUCAAUAAUAUAUAUACUUUAUAUAGUCGGAAACGCAUCCUUCUAUGAGAAACAUGAGUUUCAACGAAUCUUAUAUACUCUUUUACUCUACGCUUAACGGUUAUAAAAAAAUAAAAAAUCUUGAGUUUUGAUGAUAUUGUAC
This is a messenger RNA of Drosophila melanogaster (fruit fly), 1572 nucleotides long. RefSeq lists its product as uncharacterized. The record is from RefSeq and is marked reviewed. The coding region runs from base 24 to 959 and encodes 311 amino acids. The transcript has 4 exons. Gene Ontology annotation, molecular function: peptidase activity; serine-type endopeptidase activity; hydrolase activity. Lineage: Eukaryota; Metazoa; Arthropoda; Insecta; Diptera; Drosophilidae. Gene Ontology annotation, biological process: proteolysis; protein maturation.